Colletotrichum chrysophilum is the source of this 831-nucleotide messenger RNA. RefSeq lists its product as uncharacterized. The transcript is spliced from 2 exons. The record is from RefSeq and is a predicted model, not a curated record. Lineage: Eukaryota; Fungi; Ascomycota; Sordariomycetes; Glomerellales; Glomerellaceae. The coding region runs from base 1 to 831 and encodes 276 amino acids.
AUGGUCUACCAGGAGCUCUGGCGCGAUGCCGGGAUGGGCCAGCACAUCAUACGCACUGAGGCCGGGUAUGCUCACACCCGCUGCUUGCUCCACCGACCCGGAGACCCGGAAGAGAAGCAAGAGGGUGGUGAGCCCUGGGAGUCAAUGUGGAUGGUACCGGAUGCCCGGGGAACGGUCCCUCUGUGGUACAAGCGGGAGAUGUCGACAUGGUGCGAUCACUGGAAGUGCGAGGAGGCCAGAGAAGAGAACGAGAUAUGGAAAGAUAUCGCGAAGGGGCGUCGUUGCGUCAAGGUCGACACCUGGACUGCUUUCCUGCCGAUGAUGUUAACGUGCAAGCGGAUGUAUCACGAAUGCGCGGCCUCGAUCUACAAAUCCCUCACAUUCACAAUAACCGACAUCGCCCUCGCCACAGACAUCAUCAGAGCUCGAAACCUCUUCGGGACACGGCACCGGAGCCCCGCCCAUCCCUUCCGCCGCAUCAACCUCUCCUUCCGGCGGCACAUCUACGAAGGCAGGACCUUUGAGCAAUGGGUCGAAUCCUGGAGCAAGAUCCUCCGCUUACUCGACACGCCAGACCUCAAGUCGGUGCACCUCUGGCUAGACAGCGACGUCUUCUACGAGCGGCAGUGGCUCUCCGUGACGUCCAACGUCCUCCGCCGGAUUCCGGAGGCGCUGACCCACAAAGCCGCCGUCAGCCUCCCGCCGGACGGGCACCGGGACCGGGUGGUGGGGGCCGCGUGGCUGAGCGAUCUGGAGCAGAUCCCGCUGGCUCCCUCGCGGGGCACCACACUCGCGGAGGAGGCGGAGGAGGAGGCGAAGUGUUUCGGGUGA